Brienomyrus brachyistius is the source of this 4336-nucleotide messenger RNA. RefSeq lists its product as uncharacterized. The record is from RefSeq and is a predicted model, not a curated record. NCBI's taxonomy places the organism in Eukaryota, Metazoa, Chordata, Actinopteri, Osteoglossiformes, Mormyridae. The transcript has 25 exons. Gene Ontology annotation, molecular function: heat shock protein binding. Bases 1532 to 4177 code for a protein of 881 amino acids.
UCACUUUUAUAUUUGAGAUCCAUAGAGAAUAAUAUACACUGAUCGAGAAACUGACGUAGUAGUACAUCAUUGUGUGUAUUGCUUUUAUAUUAUAAAAUAUUGUGAUGUUUACAUUAUUUUUUGUUGUACAAUACUUUGUGUAUAUUAGAGUACUGGGAGCUAAAUGUCCUGCCUUUCCCUUAUCUAUCGAGAUACAUCCAAAUUGACUUGCUCACAAACGCUAGAGCCUAGGGGCAACAGGGAACAGGUGAGGGUAAUGAACAAUCACUGUGGACUUAAGAAUGAAACACUAGGAGGAACAGGACGUGACUACAAAAUUAAAUGCAACCAGGGAAAACUAACAGGGACAAAAACAAGAAUCAAUAUGGAAAUAACAUAAAUGCAAGAUAACCAAAACGGGGAAAAACUUAAAAAAUGUCCAACAAAGUUCAGGCUGGCUUCUGGUCAGCCCUAAACCCACAAUGGUAGGGGAGCAUAGUUCUCAUCUGCAUGCUUAGCCCAUUCAGCCACACAGCAGCCUAGGGAGCAAGGGAACACACUAGGAACAGAACAGAAAGCUAAACCCAAUGAAACACAGGGGAAGGACUGGAUUGCCAGUGACACCUGCUGGCGAAACAGGGACACAACGGAUAUGAUAAUUGUAAAGGCAUUUUAUAAAUUUGAGGAUUAUGAACAUAUUCUUAUAUGCAGAUGUUCGGCAAUAAACAUGAUUCUGUCAUCCAUCCUUUUCCAAUAACCGCUUAGCCAGUAAAGAGUCAUCUUCAUAUUCCUAUUUAUAUUAUUAUGAAGAAUAAUGCAAACAGAAAUAUAUAUUUAACUACCUCAACCCUGUACUGGACAAACAGUUACAGAAGCUUGAUUGGUUGGAUGGAUGGAUGGAUGGAUGGACAAAAAACAUUAUACUGUAGAUAAAACUCUUCUGUUGUUUAUGAAGAGCCACACACACUCAUUGGAAUCACACAGAAUCUGUGGGGACCUGCUCUAGUCAUCAUUAUAUUGAGAAAUGUAUAGCAGUUAUUAAUCAAACAGUGGGUCCCAUAUGAAGCAGGGGUUUAUUGGUCAUGUUCUGGGUAUGUGUUCUACAUCUUACCACAAGGCCACAAAAUUAAUUUUCAUAUGAUAGCAACGUAUAAAUAUACCCUUAAAUACAUGUUAAUUACCUUAUCCAUAGCAGAUUUGGGGCUGUGGGAAGCCUGGCAAGUAUUCCAUCACAGGGCACACACACACACACACACACACACACACAUUAUACUAAGGGCAGUUAAGAGAAGCCAGUGAGCUGCAGGAGAAAACCGGCAUACAUUGGGGGUUUCAAUCCACACCUCACAAGGGGGAUUCGAUCCAGUAAGCCUACAGUAUGUAUGGAGGACCAGCACCUCUCUGCUGCCUCUGUGGAGUAUUUUAAUACUAAUUUGUAAUCUCCGCCUCAGUGACGUCAUUUCUUUGUCGGAGCAAAAGUUUCGUUUUCCGAAGAAACCUCACUAAAGUGACUGACGCAGUAAGGAUUUUGACGUGUUUUCACGCCGUCGGGAUGGACAAGCUCCAUUUGCUAAGUAACCAAGAUGUUGCCACGGGAGAUGCCAUCCCAGAUAAUUCUUAUUAUAAAGCAGACACCCCAAGUCAGCCCUGGGCUGACAAAGCAUCAGCUCCACCUGUGGACAUGAUGGAUGUUGUACCAGGAUAUGAGGGGAUUGGAGCCAGCGGGGGUUGUGUGCCACCUCCCGCACUGGAUGUUCCUCAGGCACCCUCUCCGGAAGGCCGGAACAGAUCCUGGCAGAUUCCCUCUAUUAGCGAAGACUUGGCAAAGGAAGCUUUUCUGGAGUAUGUGUCCAGCAAGUGCUGCUACCGUAGUAACCCCGCUAAGCAAAUGUCCAUAAUGGACAUGCAGCCCCUUAAUACCUAUAGGUACCGCCUGGUAACCUUUACCGAGACCAGAUCUAUGGACUGGGCCACUGAGCCGUACAAUGGUGGGAUCGUGGAUGGGGGUAUGGGAAACCCACCAGGACCAUGGGAUAUCGCGGUUUCAUUUCCGGCUCUUUUUGAGGAUGGAUCCCAAGACCUCCGUCUUCCCUACACAUCCACCGUAAAAGGCUGUGAAACCUGUUUGGCUCUGGGUAGAAUAGCUUGUACCACAUGCACGGCAUCAGGAUUUGUGCAGUGCUCGUCUUGCCGUGGACUGGGAAGAGUCACCUCAGCAGAGCAGCAGUGCCUUCGGUGCUCUGGAGUUGGCCGGGUCAAAUGCACCUCCUGUUCUGGAAUGGGCAAUAGGAAAUGCGGCACCUGCAAAGGAAAUCGACAGCUCGUCACUUACCUUAAGCUCACAGUGAAAUGGAAGAACAACGUAUAUGAGAGCGUGGCGAACAAGCAGUCUGGCUUCCCGGCGGAGAUGCUCAGCCAAGUCACAGGGGACAUGGUGUUCAGUGACAUUCAGCCUCUGGUGUACCCAGUUAUUGGGUUUCCGGACAACCACAUCAACAGGGCUUCCAACGAAGCUGUAAGGCUACACCAGGCCCAGUUUGGCUCCCAGUGCCGUAUCCUCCAACAGAAGCAGACCAUUGAGCUAAUCCCCAUCACCCGGGUGCACUACUCCUGGAAGGAAAAGACCUACAUCUACUUCGUAUACGGGGUGGAGCACAGGAUCCACACCGACGACUAUCCCGGGAAAUGUCAAUGCUGCUCUAUUUUAACGAUAAGGAAACGCCCACAAUUAUUAACACUCAUUAGUGUAACACUCCAAGUGGACAAUAUUGUGCUUUUAUGCUUAACAAGUCGGGCGGAUCAUAAAAACGAAAAGAUGCGUGCAUCUUAUUCAUCUUAUAGCCCUAAAGGUGAGUUUGAUCCAGACAUGCUGGAGGAGGGGCCGAUUGCGCCCCCGCCUGGCUGGUUAGAUAAUGUCAGUGGAUAUGAGGAGGUCCCAAGUGAUGGAGGGUGCACCGACAAGAUGUGCCCUCCUCCUCCAGAACGUGUCCCUAAACCAGAGAACGACCGGAGCGUCGUGGUCCCCGAAGUCAGGGUGCCGACAGUGUCAGAGGACAUGGCAAGAGAAGCACUGUUGCAGUUUGUGGGGAAAAAGUGGAGGUACAGCAGGAGGCCGGCCAGGGACCUGAUCUUCAAGCACUUGAACCCUCUCACAGUGUACCGUGUAAGUUACCGCUUGGAAACUUUUACAGAAUCCAGAUCUGGUUCCUGGGAGUUCGAACCUUACACUGGCCAGUUUGUAGACGGCCCUCAGUAUGGCACCUGCCCCCCACCCUGGGACGUGAUGGCGGAGAUCCCGCCCCGUUUCACUGACCACACCCAGAAAGUGAGGGUGCCGCAUUCGUCUUUUGUUAAGGUGGGAAGUUUUGUGUACAACGAAUAUGAGAGGGUUGGGGGUGUGGCCAUCUCAGGAAGGAGCCUAGCGCGAUAUGGGAAGGCCUGUUGUAUGAGACCCACAAUGAAAAGUCAACGGAAAAAAUUGAAGAAGCCUUUGUCUUUUUGUGGUCUUUGUUCUUCUGAGGCACACUUCAAAUGUGGGGGGCCACCGGUCCUGGAUGAACAGACGUGUGUGGUUGUUCCCGCUUGUGCGUCUGUGACCGUCGUGUGUCCGCAGGUGUGUCACCGGUGUCAUGGGCGUGGUAAGGUGCGCUGCGGUCACUGCCACGGCAGAAGAAGUACACGGUGUGGAUUUUGUUAUGGCAGCGGACGAUCCCGGAACAAGCCGUGCUCUUCCUGUCAUGGGUCAGGAAGGAAAAGAUGCAGCAUAUGUCAUGCGAAAGGUCAUCGAGAAUGUCCCUCAUGUCAUGGUCUCAAAUACCUGAUGCACUACAUUCUUCUGACCAUCACAUGGAAGAACCACGUGUCAGAGUUCAUCCCAGAUCGCAUCCCAGAGUUCCCUGUGAAGAAAUUCGGGAAGGUGUCAGGGGAUCCAUUCUUUGUGGACGAAAGCGUUUUGGUCUACCCCAUCGUGGGCUUCCCUGACCAGGACAUCUGCCGUGAAUCCAGGAGGAUAACCGAGGAACACCUCAACAGAUUCACCUCUGUCAGCCGCAUACUCCAGCAGCGUCAAAGCCUUGAACUGGUCCCCCUUACUCACGCUUUCUAUGCUUACAAUGGAAAGGAUUACAACUACUAUGUUUUUGGCAUUGAAAAUAAGGUUUAUACCUCCAAGUAUCCAACCAGCUGUUGUAUUUUGUAAUAAUUUCACUAAAUCUGUAUCUACAUGCUAUGACUAUACUACUGUGUAUUUGAUUUUUAAUAAAUGAACAUUUAUACAAUGAUAUAUAAUUUAUAUAUUUUCAUUUGCAAAAUUAAUGUGUGUAGUGCAUUUCUAAUAAAAGUAUUGCUUUUAUAAUGA